Sebastes umbrosus (honeycomb rockfish) is the source of this 7109-nucleotide messenger RNA. It is a transcript of the gene lama1, whose product is annotated as laminin, alpha 1. Gene Ontology annotation, cellular component: basement membrane. NCBI's taxonomy places the organism in Eukaryota, Metazoa, Chordata, Actinopteri, Perciformes, Sebastidae. Gene Ontology annotation, biological process: cell adhesion; regulation of embryonic development; regulation of cell adhesion. The transcript is spliced from 47 exons. The annotation marks the transcript as partial. Gene Ontology annotation, molecular function: signaling receptor binding. The record is from RefSeq and is a predicted model, not a curated record.
GGCUGUACCCAUAACACCACUGGUCCUCACUGUGAUCAGUGUCUUCCUGGUUUCUAUGGCGACGCCACAGAGGGGACAGCAGACGACUGUCGGCUGUGUCCCUGUCCUCUGACGGAGCCGUCCAACAGCUUCAGUCCCACCUGCGUGCUGGAGGCGUUGGGCCAGGUGUCAUGUGACCAGUGUCAGGACGGAUACACGGGAACCAGCUGUGAGAGGUGUGCCAAUGGUUUCUAUGGUAACCCACAGGCCGUGGGAGGGGCCUGCGUCCGCUGUGAGUGUAACGGUAACGUGGACGUUGGCGAGGCGGGGCACUGCGACACCGUCACCGGGGAGUGUCUGCGUUGCCUCGGCAACACUGCUGGGAGACACUGUGAGGUCUGUCAGCCUGGUUACUAUGGAGACGCCGUGGACGCCAAGGACUGUCAGGAGUGCGGCUGUGAUGUCAGUGGCGCCCUCUCCAGUGUGUGUGAUGUCACAACAGGUCAGUGUUCAUGCAGAGAGAAUGUGACGGGACGGACCUGUGAUCGCUGCCAGUCGGGGUUUUUCGGGCUGCAGAGUCGGCGGGGAUGUCAGGCCUGUAACUGCAGCCAAUCAGGAUCUCUCUCUGAGUCAUGUGACGAGCAGGGGCGGUGCCGGUGUGUGGAGGACGUGGCUGGAGAUACGUGUGACCGCUGUAACCGUGGUUACUAUGGUUUCCAUGCCAACGGCUGCACAGCAUGCACCUGUGAUCACACUGGAGGGAACUGUGAUCCUGAGAGUGGCGAGUGCAUCUGCCCCGCCCACACAGAGGGACACACCUGUGACAGGUGUGAGACGGGUCACUGGGGUCACGACCCCACCACAGGCUGCAAGCCAUGCAGCUGCAGCGCAGCAGGAAGCUCCGCCCCUCAGUGUGAGAUGACCAAUGGGAAGUGUCCGUGCAGAGAGGGGUUCUCUGGCAGGUCAUGUGACCAGUGUGCCCCUGGUUACCAUGGUUACCCAGCAUGCACGGUGUGCGGCUGCGACCUGACGGGAACGGACGAGAAGUUCUGCAACGCGACGCUGAGAGUGUGUGACUGUCGACGUACCGGAGAGUGUGUGUGCAAGGUGGGGGUGUCGGGGCGGCGCUGUGAGGAGUGCGUCUCCGGUCGCUUCGCUCUGUCGGCUCAGACUCCAGACGGCUGCUCGCCGUGUUUCUGUUCAGGACUCAGCUCAGACUGUGAGGAGCAGGGAGGACUCUACAGAGUACCCAUGGCGUUGGCUCUCUCUCCUGCUCUGCUGUCAUUGGUCAGCCAGUCGGCCCUGCAGGAAGUCAUAUCUGGCGUCUACCAGCAGGGCGGAAACGUGCUGCUGGACACCCGUCGGCUCAACAGCAGCCGGCUGACCGGCCCGCUCUACUGGAAACUACCCCCCCGGUUCACCGGCCCACAGUUGCUGGCGUACGGCGGCCUGCUCUCUUACAUCAUCACCUUUUACGCUGAGGACGGCUCAGGGCUGUCCAAUCAGGAGCCUCAGGUCCUGAUGAGGGGCGGGACCAUGAGGAAGCUGGUGAUAUACACCGACAUGGUCGCCCCUAGCAACGGAAUCAGAACACCACAUGACAUCAGGAUGACAGAGCACCAGUGGAAGUAUUUUAACGCCGUGUCGGAGAAGCCGGUGAGUCGCGCUGACUUCAUGUCCGUCCUCAGUGACGUUGAAUACGUCCUCAUCAAGGCGUCUUACGGGACCCGCCUGCAGCAGAGCAGGAUCUCUAACAUCACCAUGGAGACGGCAGUGGAGGCGGAGUCAGGACAGAGAGGGGGGGGCGUGGCCAAACAGAUCGAGUCCUGCAUCUGUCCACCUGGAUACAGCGGACUGUCCUGUCAGGAGUGUGCAGCAGGUUUCUUCCAUCAGUCUCUGUCUGAGUUGUCGUCUCAGAUUCAGAAGUCUCUGUUUGUUCGUCCGUGUGUUCGAUGUCUCUGCAACAAGCACAGCGAGAGCUGCGAUGCGGAGACUGGAGCCUGUCAGGACUGUCAGCAUCACACCAGUGGGCGGAACUGUGAGCUGUGUGCCCCGGGGCAUUAUGGGAAUGUGAGCGGCUCCAUCAGUGACUGCUCGCCGUGUGCCUGCCCCCUACUGGAAAACAGUUUCAGUCCCGCUUGUGUGUCAGAAGGAGCGUUUGGUGAUUUCCACUGCACCGCCUGUCAGACGGGAUACGAGGGGAGAUACUGUGAGAGGUGUUCUGUUGGUUACUAUGGUAACCCCUCGUCGCCAGGCGGGUCGUGUUGGCGAUGCGGCUGCAGCGGGUGGGGCUCGCUGCAGCCGCUGUGUGACGCGCUGAGUGGACAGUGUGAAUGUAAGGCCGGGGUCAAAGGUCAGUCAUGUGACCAGUGUGAUGAGAGGCACGUCCUGCAGGGAGGAGAGUGUGUGUCGUGCGAUGACGAGUGCACCGGCGUUCUGUUGGACGACCUGGAUAAAAUACACAACCACUUCCUGUCUGUCAACCUGAGCGGCGUUGCCAUGGCACCGUACCGCCAGCUGCUGUUGCUGGAGAACCAGACCAGAGACAUCCAGGUGGUGUUUUCAGGAAACAGCUCUGUCGCUCUGCGUCUGUCCAGAGUAGAAGAUGAGUUAAAUCAUUUGACCUCUGACCUCAGCGCUCUGCUGCAGCAGGUCCCACGUCUGUCUAACCACCUGGAGAAAGUGGGCAUGUCCACCAACAAGAGCCUUUCCCAGGGUGCACUGCUGCUGGAGAGCAUCAGCAGCCUUCAGGAUAACAUCCAGGGGCUUCAGAAGGAGGCGGGGCAUCUGAACCAGACCAGAGUGGAGGAUCUUGAUUCAACCAAUCAGACGCAUCUACUGGAGGAGGUGGAGUCCAUGUUGGAAACCAUCAGAGCCAUCAAUCUAACGGCCGCCAACGCUGCAGCCAAUCAGGAGCUCAGUCUUGCAGAGUUUCUCGUCCACUCUCUGCAGGUGGACUUCUUCUCCAGCAGGGCGGCGGUUAACAAUAGGCUCCGCCCCCUGUCCGCCUCCCUCACGGUUGGCAUGGAAAUGCUGCAACACGGACACACACAGCUGCGCGACACUGCACAACAAAACACACAAACACACACUCUGCUGGACGCCGCACACACUCGGCUUCACCACUACCAGUCCGUCCAUCAGAAGCUGAGUGAGGACGGUCUGUUGGUGGACGGCGUGAUGGAGGAGAGUCAGCAGCUGCUGGACGCCACUGUCAGUCUGACGGAGGAGUUGACUAACACCACGACACAGGUGGAGGUGUUUAGCGGUCAGCUGGAUCAGUGGCGCCCACUGCUGAGAAAACAGGUGGACGCUCUGGUUGUUGGACUGAAGACGACCGACGCUCUGGAGAACGUUUACCGUGCAGAAAGCCACGCCCACCUGCUGCAGAGCCACGCCCUCUCCGUGCACAGCUCUCUGUCGUCGGUGUGUAACAUGUCUCAGAACGGCAGCCGAUUGGUUCAGCUCGACAGUGACAUCACAGAACGAGUUGGCUCCGCCCAAAAGGUCGCUUCGAUCGCCCAGGACUCCGCCUCCCUCGCUCUCAACAUGACCGUCCAAUCAGAGCAGCCGCUGUCAGAGGAGGGCGGAGCCAAACUUAAAGCCAGCGCUGCUGUUUUAGAGAAAAGUCGAAGAGUCAACGAGACAGCCGAAGGGCUGCAGCUGAGUGUCUCCAUGGUAACCAGCAGACUGGGAUUGGUCAGAGAGAGCGUCCAUAACUCCAGCCUCCUCCUCCAUCAGCCAAUCAAAGAGCUGCAGAGCCUCGGUUGGUCGGCGGCGCAGCAGCACGCUCAGCUUCAGCCUCAGCUUCAAGCUGCAGCUGCACGCUCCGGCCUGCAGGAGGCGCUGCGGCGGCUGCACGGUCUCGGGCAGCAGCUGCAGGAUUCUUCUUCGUUGGUGGAAAACACCAACAACACAGCGAGGGAGACCAACCGGCUGGUGACUCACACACACACCGCAGCCAAUGAGGCGCAGCGUAAGCUGGAGGAGGCGGAGCGUCGUACAGAGCGCCUGAUGGACCGCAUAAAGCCGCUGAGCAUGCUGGGGGAAACACUGAGCAGGAAUCUGUCUGACAUCAGAGAGCUGAUCGACCAGGCCAGAAGACAGGCCGCCUCGAUCAAGGUGGCGGUGCAGGCGGACAGAGACUGCGUCCGGUCCUACAGACCUCAGAUGGCGUCCGGUAACGUGAACGCGGUGAGCGUGACGCUGAAGACGUCCCGUCCAGAUAACCUGCUGUUCUUCCUCGGCAGCAACACAACGGUGGACUUCCUGGCGGUAGAGAUGCAUGAUGGGAAGGUGUCUCUGGUGUGGGACGUGGGCUCGGGCAGCACCAGACUGGAGUUUCCUGGACUGGACAUCACCAACAACAGAUGGACCAGAAUCAACGCUACGCGGUUUGGGGCCCACGGUUCUCUGUCGGUCCAUCAGCUGGAGUCAGCUCCGUUGCCCGCGGUAACAGCGACAUCACCAGGACCGUCCCGAGUCUUAGACAUCGACAGAAACACGGUGAUCCACAUCGGAGGACUGGGAGCUCACACUCAGAGCCCGGCGGCGCUGCGAUCCUCCACCUUCCAGGGCUGUCUGGGUGAAGCAUCGCUCAACGAGAGAGACAUCGGACUGUGGAGCUACGACAGCAGAGAGGGACACUGUGGAGGCUGCUUCAGCAGUCCCCAGGCGGAGGAGACGUCCUUCCACUUUGAUGGAUCUGGGUUCGCAUUGGUUCAGAAGUCUCUGAGAGCGACGUCCACGUCGGUCGUCCUGUUGUUUAAAACGCUGUCGCCAGGCGGAUUACUGCUGUAUCUGGCCUCCAACAACACCAGGGACUUCCUGUCCAUGGAGCUGGUGGAGGGGCGUGUCCGUCUGACCUUUGACCUCGGCUCAGGUGCUCUGAUCCUGACAUCCAACAGGAAGUACAACACCGGAGUCUGGUACAAGAUCACCCUGCAGAGGAGCAAACGCAAAGGUUACCUGUCCGUCAUGGCAGCCGACCAAUCAUCAGACAAGGAGGUGUUGGAGGCGGAGUCUCCCGGAACGGCGUCCGACCUGAACCGCUCCGACCUCGAUCCGAUCUACGUCGGAGGGCUUCCUGCCUCCAGACCAAUCAGGCGACAGGUGGUCUCCAGGUCGUACGUGGGCUGCAUAAAGAACGUGGAGAUCGCACGGUCCAACUUCGACCUGCUGAGAAACGCGUUCGGAGUCAGGAAGGGCUGCGUCCUCGAGGCGGUGCGGAGUGUGUCGGUGCUCGCCGGAGGCUUCGUUCAGAUCGCUCCUCCAUCACUCGGUCAGGAGGCGGAGCUUCUCUUCUCCUUCUCCACCAAUAACCAAUCAGGAGUCCUACUGGCCGCCUUCAGUGACGAGCGAACGCAGAGACAGCACUUCCUGUCGGUCCACCUGAUCUCAGGUGCGUUGGAGGCGGAGCUUGGUGAUAUGGGCGGGGCUACUCGGAGGGUGACGGUGGUGAAACCAGACGGAGGAUCCUUCAGUGACGGAACACAACACUCUGUGAUUAUCACCAUCAACAGGAAGUCUCUGUCUGUGCAGGUGGACGAGGAACACCUGAAGUCCGUCCCUCUGUCGCCGGGGGCGGGGUCGUCUCGUUUGUCUCCAGCUUCGUUCUUCAUUGGCGGGCUGCCGUCAGGGCGGGAGUCUCGUCUGCCAAACAGAUUAUGGGAUGUGUCCAGGUGUUUCAGAGGCUGCAUCCAACACCUGGUGGUGGGCGGAGUGCUCAUCGACCUAUCAGGAGCUCUGAGGUACGAGAGGGCGGAGCUCGACAGCUGCCUAUUGGAGGAGAGGGAAGGGGGGGCGGUGCUACCUGAUGACCAGGAUGUAGAGCCAACUCCUGACCCCGCCCACCUCCCUGUAGCCCCACCCACUCACCUGAGCGCCUUGACACCUGGAGCGCUAACGUGUGUGUCGGAGGCAGAGCCAACCUUCCUGCCAUCAGCCGUUCAGUUUGGUUCGUCCAAAAACAGUCACAUGACCUUCACCAUCAACCCCAACACGGUCAGAAGAAGUGUGUCGGUGAGGUUGUCGGUUCGAAGCCGAGCGCUGGACGGGUUGAUCCUCCUCCUCUCUGACUCCACACAGACGGACUUCAUCGUCCUCAAACUGACCCGGGGGAGACUGAUGAUGUCAGCUGACCUGGGUAAAGGCCCCGCCUCCAUCACCUCUUCUGUCACCGUUAACGACGGAGAGUGGCACACUGUGAGCGGCGAGGUGAGCCGGCGGUCGGUGUCGGUGUCGGUGGACGGUUCUGGUCCGGACUCGGUGUCUGUUAAAGGAAACCAGCUGGACGUGGACGACAGACUUUACCUGGGAGGACUGCCACACACACACACUACCAGGAGGAUUAACGUCAGCAGCAGUUUUCCAGGUUGCGUUCGCUCCGUCAGUCUGAACAGAGCCAUGUUGGAUCUGUCCCAGCCGGCCUCACAGCAUGAUGUCACUUCCUGUUUCACCAAUGACCAGACAGGAAGUUACUUUAACGGCAGUGGAUACGCCGCCCUCCUGCGUGAUGGUUAUAAGGUCGGCUCUGACGUAUCAGUGUCUCUGGAAUUUCGAACAAGCCAGUCAGAAGGAAUGUUUCUGGGAAUCAGCAGCGCGAAAGUCGACGCCAUUGGACUGGAGAUGAUCAAUGGACAGCUGGUGUUUAACGUCAACAACGGGGCGGGUCGAGUGUCGGUACGUUCGAUUGGUCAGAUGUUGUGUGAUGGACGGUGGCACCGGGUGCUCGCCAGAAAAACCAAACACACCCUGAGUCUAAGCGUAGAUGGGCGGAGCUACACCACCCCCAACCCUUACCCACAAUCCACCUCUGCCGAGACCAACAACCCUGUUUACCUGGGCGGCUAUCCAGUGGGUGUUAAACAGAACUGCCUGUCGAUCAGCUCCAGGUUCAGAGGUUGUCUGAGGAACCUGCAGCUUGUUAAGUCUCACCUGAGUGACGCUCUGGACCUGAGCUCCGCCCACCUCCUGUUGGGCGUCACUCCUAACUCGUGUCCUGUUGCCGAGCAACGGCCAGCUGAGCUCUGAUUGGUCCACAGAGAAUAGUUACUGUCUGUUAGAUGAUUAUUGUAACUUUGAUCUUUGAUCUGUAAAUGUUUCUACAUUAAAAAUCAUCUGAAGAUUCA